CACCAUCGCCCUUUCCCCUCCUCCCGGUCGCGAAGUCGUCGUUCCUCGUCUUCGGUACUCGCGCGCGCCAGCUCACUCCCUCCCUUCUUCCCUCCCCUUCCCCCAGAUCUUCCUCCAUCCCUCCCACAGAAUCCCAGAUCUCUCCCGGCCCCGAGCUCCGAGCUCCGGAUCCCCAGCGCCGCCGCGGGUGCCAGGCCGCGGGCGUCGCCAUGGGCAUCGUGUUCACGCGGCUCUUCUCGUCGCUCUUCGGCAACCGCGAGGCCCGCAUCCUGGUCCUCGGCCUCGACAAUGCCGGCAAGACCACCAUACUCUAUCGGCUGCAGAUGGGGGAGGUCGUCUCCACAAUCCCAACGAUCGGGUUCAACGUGGAGACGGUGCAGUACAAUAACAUCAAGUUCCAAGUAUGGGAUCUCGGUGGUCAAACAAGCAUAAGGCCAUACUGGCGGUGCUACUUUCCAAACACCCAGGCUAUCAUAUAUGUUGUUGACUCAAGCGAUACAGAUAGGCUUGUAACAGCAAAGGAAGAAUUCCAUGCCAUCCUUGAGGAGGAUGAGCUAAAAGGUGCUGUUGUCCUUGUAUAUGCAAAUAAGCAGGAUCUUCCAGGUGCACUCGAUGAUGCUGCCAUAACAGAGUCAUUAGAACUCCACAAGAUCAAGAGUCGCCAAUGGGCGAUUUUCAAAACAUCCGCCAUAAAGGGUGAGGGGCUUUUCGAAGGUUUGGACUGGCUCAGUAACACACUCAAGUCCGGAAGCAGCUAAUGUAGGAGCCUCCUUCGCCAUGAACCAUUGCUGGAUGGUAAACAAUAGAGCCGGUGCUACCCUUUUCCUCGCAAGACAGCGCGAAAAUCCCCAUUCUCUUUGUUUCAACUCCAGAAGCUCCACACCACCGUCGAUUAUCUGUAAAGUGCUUGCUAAAGUUUUCAGAUACUACAUUAGAUGUACCCUCAUAUUGAGAUCAAGAAUAGGUCUGUAGAAAAUGAUGAGCAAACUGUGCCCGUGUCCUUUGCCCGUAAAUCCCAUGGAUUGCGACAUUUUUCUUCAAUGAUUAAACGCACCACAUUUCUACCUUGUCAAUCCAAUGAUGAGACGCACCACAUUUCUACCU
This is a messenger RNA of Panicum hallii, 1104 nucleotides long. RefSeq names its product ADP-ribosylation factor 3. NCBI's taxonomy places the organism in Eukaryota, Viridiplantae, Streptophyta, Magnoliopsida, Poales, Poaceae. Gene Ontology annotation, biological process: vesicle-mediated transport; intracellular protein transport. The coding region runs from base 210 to 758 and encodes 182 amino acids. The record is from RefSeq and is a predicted model, not a curated record. The transcript has 8 exons. Gene Ontology annotation, molecular function: GTPase activity; GTP binding. Gene Ontology annotation, cellular component: Golgi apparatus; cytoplasm.